AUGGUAAGCAAUCGGCGUCGCCCAUGGACAACUGGAACACCAGAGGCGUUACAAGUGCGUUACCGGCUUUUUGGGGACGGCCUUUUGGGGAUUAGGAGUUUGAGGAUCGUUGGGGAUUCAGGAAUUGGGGAGACUGGGGAAGGGGAGGGUAAUUGGGCCUCCGGUAACCUCACUCACACGACGAAACACAACGCAAGCGUUGCUUCACGUCGGUUUUCUGUGACGCCGUGGUAUCACUUCCGGUCGAGCCGGCCCAUUCGUGCCGAAGCAUGGCUCUCCCACACUUAAAACUUUACAUGUUAUUUAUGCAACAUCAGCCUU
Molecule: messenger RNA, 321 nt
Organism: Spodoptera littoralis (African cotton leafworm)
Lineage: Eukaryota; Metazoa; Arthropoda; Insecta; Lepidoptera; Noctuidae
Source: the annotation of a GenBank genome assembly